This is a messenger RNA of Sphaeroforma arctica JP610, 1860 nucleotides long. RefSeq lists its product as hypothetical. NCBI's taxonomy places the organism in Eukaryota, Ichthyosporea, Ichthyophonida. Gene Ontology annotation, cellular component: cytosol. The transcript is spliced from 11 exons. The record is from RefSeq and is a predicted model, not a curated record. Gene Ontology annotation, molecular function: ATP binding; fructose-2,6-bisphosphate 2-phosphatase activity; 6-phosphofructo-2-kinase activity. The coding region runs from base 98 to 1315 and encodes 405 amino acids. Gene Ontology annotation, biological process: fructose metabolic process; fructose 2,6-bisphosphate metabolic process.
AAAUAUAUCACCUGUUUAUCACGACGCAUUAAGAGCAUUUGAAAUCCCCCCCUAAAUAUCGCAUUCUGAAGUACGUGAUCUCAUUUACUAGUCAAAUAUGGGUAAGGAAUCAGAGCGAAAACAUGCUGUGAUAAUGGUCGGUCUGCCAGCCCGUGGCAAGACUUACAUCGCAAGCAAAGUAUGCAGAUAUUUAAAGUGGAAAGGAUUUCCGUCGAAGAUCUUCAACACAGGUCGAUAUAGACAGGAUUUAGAUACGGAAUUGGCCAGGAAGCAUGAUUUCUUCACCUCCACUGUCCCAGACGUAGCAAAUAUCCGCAAAAAGAUGAUAGAUCAGGUGUUAGAAGACAUGGUGGAGUGGCUCAAGACUGAACAAGCACGUGUGGGUAUCUACGACGCCACCUCCAUUACGAGGGAACGUAGGAAAACUGUGUAUGAACUCCUGAGUAAGGAAGGGUUUCGAGUAUUCUUCAUUGAGAGUGUAUGCGAAGACGAAUCAAUCAUACAGGCCAACAUCGAACAAGUGAAGCUCACACUCCCCGACUAUGCACACAUGGACAAGCAAACCGCCGCGGAAGAUUUCAAAAAGCGAUUGGCGGCGUACGAGGACGUUUAUGAGGAAAUAGAUUUGGACCAUGAAGGCGAAUAUUCGUUCUUGAGAAUGAUUGAUGUCAACCGUCAAAUCGUCUGCAACAAGGUCAACGGCUACAUGCAGACCGGGAUUGUAUACCUACUCAUGAAUGUGCACAUUGUUCCGCGAACAAUCUACUUUAGUCGGCAUGGUGAGAGUCAGUUUAAUGUCGCUGGGCGUAUCGGAGGCAACUCUGGGCUGUCUCCCCGUGGACUUCAGUACGCAAAGGCCCUGAAAACGUACAUGGGGGAGAUCAAGCCCGAGAACCUCGAGGUUUGGACAUCUACCAUGCUGCGAACUAUUAUGACGGCCGAGCACUUCACCGAAUGCAAGCGAGAGUGGCGGUGUUUAGAAGAGAUUGAUGCAGGCACCUGCGAUGGAUUGACAUACGAAGAGAUCCAGGAGAAGUUCCCGGAUGAGUUCGCAAACCGAGAUGAAGAUAAAUUUAACUACCGGUACCCACGUGGAGAGAGUUAUAAAGAUAUCAUUACACGGUUGGAACCUGUGCUUAUGGAGUUGGAACGCGCGCACAACGUAUUAUUGGUGAGUCAUCAGGCUGUGCUUCGAUGUUUGCUCUCCUACUACCUCGACAUUCCACCUGAGGAGCUGCCAUACGUUAAGGUACCCUUACAUACCUUGCUGAAGUUGACGCCUACCGCGUACGGCUGCAAUGUGGAACAGGUAUGAAUUAAGUUUGUUGUCUGCGAUAAUACAAUUCAGUCGUGUGCAAUAUCGACAGCUCGAGAGCUGUUUACGUGUUUAAUCAAAAGUGUCGGAAAAUAACCUAUAUCCAGUGAGUUUACACAUGCAUUAUCCCAGGUUACGAACGCUUUCUUCUAUCAAUUGUAUUGAACAUGUGUGCCUUUCAUUACACAGAUCCCCUUGAAAAUCGAUGCAGUUGUCACCCAUCGGCCACCCAGCCAGAAAGCAGCGGAGAAGGCCGAGACAGCGAUGAAAGUUCGAGACGAAGACGCGAUAGAGCCGACAAACAUUUAAGAACAGGUUUAAUACAGGCAUUGAACAGCCACAGUGAAUUUCUAUAAAUAUUAAAGAUGCGCACAUAUGCGUGCUUAUCUUCACUUUAAUAUUGAUCAAAGCCCUAUGCCAGAAAACUAUGAGAUCAGUGCCACUGACGCGUGCAAUGUGGUAACCCAAAAAUUUGAACUUAAAUUUUUUUUUAAAGAGAAAUAUUUAAGUAUGAAAACGAGUAUAUAUAAAAAUGCUUAAUAGAG